AUGGAGACCAAAGUCUCGAUGCAUCAAUGGACCGCCGCCCUUCUUCGAGCAAAGGAAGAGGCCUCUUUCGAGUCCCCAACCUCCCUGCACCCAGCUCUACGAACGAUCCCACUGAACCUUUGGCACCCUGUACCCCAGUCUCCUCGCGCCAGAAGAUUAUCCCAUCCCCAGCUCAUGGGUCUCCGCAGAACCCUACCGCAUCUUUCAAAGGAGGCGGCUCAUCGAGUCAUAGAAACACCCCCAAGACAGCGUGGAGUGGAUUCGAUGCCUGUUUCGCGUUCUGUACCAAUGGACAAUCACAUGCAGGCCCCCAUCACAACUCAGUCGAGAGCGCACUCCCCGGCAGCUGUCAUGGGUACUCCGAUACAGGAGAGUCCUUUGAAAAGGGGUCCUGCCCAGGGAUCUGCCCCCAUUGUCCCAGUCACUCCAGAGAAGUCACAGAGCAAGUCGAUCUAUGAAAAGCUCGGCUGGGAUGAUGACGAAAUGGAAUUUUGA
Molecule: messenger RNA, 495 nt
Organism: Penicillium maclennaniae
Lineage: Eukaryota; Fungi; Ascomycota; Eurotiomycetes; Eurotiales; Aspergillaceae
Exons: 1
Coding region: 1-495 (164 amino acids)
Source: RefSeq, a predicted model, not a curated record